AUGGAAGCCUCGUCUGCCUCUGAUUUGAAAAGGCUGCUCCCAGAGAAGACGCGGAUCCUGUGGUAUGGCAAGGGCCUGAAUCCCAUGUUGGGGUUCAUGCCAGAAUCUGCAGUGGUUUUGGCACCGACACUACCGGAUGCUGCCAUGCUCGCCCGCAUCCGGACUGCUUGCAAAUGGCCAAGGCCAAGGUGUUUGACUGCGGAGUCUACAAGCCCAUGUCAUGUCAGCUUUGACCUUGGUGUUGCAGAUGUGUUCUUGGGCAGUGUCACCAAGACCGAGACCCUUUCAGUCCUGUCUCUCGCAAUGGCCACAGUUUCCAUUGUUGUGCUCGCGGUCAAUGGGAACUACUCGGAUCCUGCUGAUUGGAAGGAUCCAGCGGGCUGGGUUACCAUGCGCAGGGAAGUCAGUUGGUCCACGUGGACCGCUCUCGAAGCUCACAGUCAGCUGUGGUUGUGCGUCCGUGGAGAACUUGAAGCAAAGACCCGAAUCAUUCAGGAUAUCGACACCAUCUUCCAGAAGGUGUUCGCGGAUGUGAAGCCUGCAACAGCAGUUGUGCGGGGAGUUGAUCGAUAUGUUGUUCAGAGGGGCAAGCGGCAACGCACGACCUACAAUCUUCCUGCGCCAUGUACAGCAGAGAAGGUGUUCCGAUCACCGGCAGCUUCAGCUGCAGAUCCCACAGAGUUCUCGCCGCACGAGUUCUUGCCUCUGCUUGGCUACGGGGAUCAAACCAACAUACAUUUGUUGACUCCGGCCUGGCAGAUGAAAGUCUUGUCUCACAGUGUUCCUUUUAGUGUUGGCGAGCUGAUGUAUCGCUUUGCAAUGCGGCUUGCCUUAGCAUCCUCAUCGAAAUGA
Symbiodinium sp. CCMP2592 is the source of this 852-nucleotide messenger RNA. The record is from the annotation of a GenBank genome assembly. Lineage: Eukaryota; Dinophyceae; Suessiales; Symbiodiniaceae.